This is a messenger RNA of Thrips palmi, 4103 nucleotides long. RefSeq names its product F-box/LRR-repeat protein 14 (gene Ppa). The transcript has a single exon. Bases 149 to 1687 code for a protein of 512 amino acids. NCBI's taxonomy places the organism in Eukaryota, Metazoa, Arthropoda, Insecta, Thysanoptera, Thripidae. Gene Ontology annotation, cellular component: SCF ubiquitin ligase complex. The record is from RefSeq and is a predicted model, not a curated record. Gene Ontology annotation, biological process: SCF-dependent proteasomal ubiquitin-dependent protein catabolic process. Gene Ontology annotation, molecular function: protein binding.
ACCAGAACGAGCAGCACUGCGACCUCAGAACGGAGCGAACCGCCGCGGUGACGAUGGCGUCGAACUCGAUAUAGUCGUUCGUGUGUGUGCGCGUGCGUGUGCCAGUGUGAGUGAGUGCAUCAGUGAGUGUCCGCGCCGCCUUGUCGCCAUGGAGGACCGCUUCAUCUACACCGAGCUGCCCGUGGCAGCCAUGACCACGGCCAUGACGACCAUCCGGACGUCCAAGUCGGACUACCACCGGCCGCAGCCCUACCACCUGCACCGCCUGCACCAGCCGCACCUGCAGCACGUGCAGCGCGUGCACUCGCCGCAGCCGCAGCUGGGGCUGGAGCUGCGCGAGCUGCGCCUGGACGCGUACCACCACCACGCGCUGCAGCAGCAGCACAGCCUGCACAUCCAGCAGCUGCUGCAGCAGCAGCACCACCACCACCAGGCGCACCACCAGCUGCUCCGGCAGCAGGCCCAGGCGCAGCAGCAGGUGGAGGAGGAGGCCGACGAGCAGACGCACGUCACGUGCCUGUACCCGGAGAUCCUGGCGCUCAUCUUCAGCUACCUGGACGUGGCCGGCAAGGGCCGCGCGGCUCAGGUGUGCACGUCGUGGCGCGACGCGGCGUACCAGAAGUCGGUGUGGCGCGGCGUGGAGGCCAAGAUGCACCUGCGGCGCACCAACCCGUCCCUGUUCCAGAGCCUCGAGUGCCGCGGCAUCCGCAAGGUGCAGGUGCUGUCCCUCAAGAAGUCCCUGCGCGACGUGGUCAUCGGCGUGCCCGCCCUCACCUCCCUCAACCUGAGCGGCAUCUACAACGUGACGGACCAGGGGCUGUCGCACGCCUUCGUCACGGACCUGCCGUCGCUCACGGAGCUCAACCUGUCGCUGUGCAAGCAGCUGACGGACACGGCGGUGGGCCGCAUCGCGCAGCACGUCAAGAACCUGGAGGUGCUGCGGCUGGAGGGCUGCUCCAACAUCACGAACACGGGGCUGCUGCUGGUGGCGUGGGGGCUGAAGCGGCUGCGGCGCCUGGACCUGCGGUCGUGCUGGCUCAUCUCGGACCAGGGCAUCGGCCACCUGUCCGGCCUCAACCCGGAGACGGCCGAGGGCAACCUGGAGCUGGAGUACCUGGGCCUGCAGGACUGCCAGCGGCUGUCGGACGACGCGCUGCGCCACAUGGCGCAGGGCAUGAAGAAGCUGCGCAGCGUCAACCUCAGCUUCUGCGUGGGCAUCUGCGACGCGGGGCUGCGCCACCUGGCGCGCAUGCCGCAGCUGGAGGCCGUCAACCUGCGCGCCUGCGACAACAUCACCGACGUGGGCGUGUCGUACCUGGCCGAGGGCGGCGCCAAGCUGCACCAGCUCGACGUCUCGUUCUGCGACAAGAUCACGGACGCCGCGCUGCAGCACAUCUCGCAGGCUCUGUACGGCCUGCGCUCGCUGUCGCUAUCCGCGUGCCCCGUCACCGACGAGGGCAUCAAGCGCAUCGCGCGCGAGCUGGCCGACCUGGACACGCUCAACAUCGGCCAGUGCCGCCACGUGACGGACGCGGGGCUGCAGACGGUGGCCGAGACCUGCAGCAACCUCAAGUACAUCGACCUGUACGGCUGCACCGGCAUCUCCCGCGGCGCCAUGGAGAGCCUCAUGAAGAUGCCCAACCUGGCCACCAUCAACCUGGGCCUCGGCCACGUCGCCGUGCGGUGACGGCCGUGCCCCUCCUCGGGCCCAGGCCGUUUCGCGCCUUCGCGCCUCUCGGCUCUGGCAGCGCGUCGGAUACCGUCGUCGCUGCCGCAGCGGAGGGUCGCGGGUUCGAAUCCGCGCCGUGUUGUGUUGUGCGGUGUGGUGAGGCCGGAAGUGAACUGAAGUGUGGUGGAAUUCCCUCGGGCCGUCGUCGCCCUACUCCAUUGUGAUAAUUUAUAUAGAACUAUAGUUAGACGCAUUUAGUGAACCAGGAGCAGUUAAUUACAAUGAUAUAUCGAUUAUUAGCAACAAAUUGAUUGUGUGUGAGAGAAUGUGUGAUUGUGUGUGUGUGUAUAUGCGUGCGUACGAGAGGUGGGUGGGAUGAGUUCCAAGCCGGCUCAAAUAGUGUGGUUGGCAUUACUUACAGUCUGGAAAAUGCUCUCUGUGGGCUGUGGUACUGUCUACCUCGUUCCUCAGACUAAUUUACCUUUGCUUUUCAUGGGGAGUGCAUGUCCCGCGAAAGGAUUGUUUAAUCGUUUGUGAUAUAGGUGUUAGGUCAACAUGCACGUACUAGCCAUGAUGCUUGUUCGCGCCAGCACCGCUGGUGUCAUUAUCACUGUGAUAAUGUAGUUAAUUAUGAAAUUUAAUUAUAUGUGUAGCCGAGGUUUUUACGAGCCAGUAUGGUGUGGGCUCGUUUCGAUUGCAGUAAUCGAUUGCCGUUUUAUCUCGAGAUUCACACUUUAAGUAAUGCCAUCCACAUGCAUGUCUUAUCAGACGUUACCCAGUUUGCUCACGAUGCAGUCCCGCUGCCCUUCAAACGGCGUCGAGAAUUCGAAUUUGUCACUGCAGCCAACCUCUGCCUGCAGUGGUGCUGUCUCCUCGCUAUCACUGUGAAUUCCUGCCGGCAUUCUUAGCAGCUUGUUAUUUGUGUAUAAUCGUGUCCGCCGAACGGGCAGCACACUCACUCCUUUGUUGCCGUUUGGCGUUGUUUUGUGAUUCGCGGGUGGUCUAGAGUAUGUAGGUUACAAUGUAAAGCCUGUCCACGUCGUCCACGUCCGUGCCGGCCCGGCCGAUCCGGGCGCCGAGUCGUAUUCACUUCUUUGUUUUGCCCGUGUGUGUGGGCGCGCCGCGCCGCGCCACGCCACGCCACGCUGCGCACUUGUAGGGCACAGGGCCCAGUGGGCCUUUUUGAGAUAGCGUUGUUAUCAGAUGAGAUAAGCGCAUUGGGCCCUUGAAUAUUCAACGUGGUGCCUCGGGACUGCGGGAUGCUUUUAGGGGCGGGGUGGGGGUGUGGCGGGGUGUGGCGCGUCGCGGGCCUCGCGGGGGGCGCCGCCGUACACUCUCCUCAAAAACUCCGAGCAGCGUCCUGGAAAACAGCCUGAGUAAAUCUUGCUGCGCGAAAUGUGUUUUCGGGAGGGGACUGUGCUUGAGUCGCAGGGUGCGCAGCGGUAACGGUUUAUCCAGCUUGACGGCUCUCUUCGAGGGGAGCAGGCCGACUUCGGGCGACAACCCAACCGGCAGCCUGGGAAUUUUAAAAUACCCAUUUUUCCCUCUGGAACGUCCUAGUACUGUACUCCUAUCCGCGCGGGCGAACGCGCCGAGUUUUGAAACGGCGAAGUUGCACGGCGCGGCUCGGCACGGCACGGCGAUAGCGCAACGCUCCCAUUUCAUUUUUGUCCCGGCCGGGGUUUGUGUUUUGCGGUUUGCCAGCCCGGCUUGGCUUGCCCGGCUUGCUUGCCGCAAUUAGUGGCGGUGACGAAAUUCGUCGUGCCUUUUCGACUUUUAGCGCGUCGCUUCGUGGCAGUCGCGGUGGAAGUGUUACCUCAAUCGCACUCUGGGGCGCCGCGGAGCCUUGGGCGCAGCCGCCGAACCAAACCGACUCCGUGGCGACGCCCGACUCGGCUCGCAGAGAUUUCUUUUAAAACUUUCUGCAUCUUUGCUGUCCACUUUGAGCGUUUGCCCGCAUAGCACGUGUUAAUGAACUGUGUUUUACUUCUCAUUGUUACCGUUACCGUUAUCUGACCAAUUUCAUGUCAUAUGUUUUCUCCAUUUUGUUAAUGUUCGAUUUUUUUUUACAGUGUCUUUUUGCCAUGUGAGAAAUUUGUUGUAAUUUGAAUGUCUUUUUUCUGUUAUGUCUUUUUCAUAUAUGAGGGAUCAACGAGUUUUCUUGUCUCAAAUUUUUUGUGACUGUGUAAACGAAAAGUGCUUAUAUACGUAUCGAGAGACUGACGUAUGUUGGUGUGCUGUGGAUGUGUGUUCUGAUUGUGUGAUAUUGUAUGAAUGUAAAGAGGAAGAUGUUGAUUAUGUUAACGAUUAAAUUGAUUUUUGUAAAUAUGAGUCACCAAGAUUCGGUGAGUUAUGCUGUUGUGGUAGAUGUUACUACGCCUGCCAUCUCAUUGUUCAUUUUUUUAAUUAUAGUAAACAAAUUUAAGAUAAUUUA